AUGGGAUAUAUCCUUGUUCUGGCAUAUCUUACGGAAAUGUUGCAAGUUGCAACAAUCCCAAUAUGAAGAUAUUGAGGCUGUGCGAACUACGCUAAACGACAUUCAUCAUUCUCCAAAGCCUUUUAUUAGCAAAGAAGAUUAUGCUAAGUAUGCCGGUAAUUUCAAGACCUUCAUUACGAACACAUUGAAGUACAUAGAUGAUCAAGACUUAAAGGCAGUCAUAAACAAGCAAGUAGCUGACGCAGAGCUACCCGUAAGCGAACAAGAGCACAUUGAUGAAGAACAUAAGCAUAGUGUUGACCUUCAAGAGAUGAAGGGAUUGUAUAAGACAAUGCCACCAUAUCAAGCCAGCUUUACACUACGGCAAGACUGUAGUCCAAAUGACGAAAAGAAAAUAUCUCAAGUCUCAAGACUUUUUGGAGAAGAAAUGGGAAAGAAACGCAUAAACUUGCCGGAAGAUACAUAUGAAGCACUGAAAGAUGACGUUGGUAGUUUUGGUCAGCGUUUUCAAGAGAAAAAUAGGUAUCGGUCGCUGCCGAUGGAGGCAGAGAAAGACAACAUUCAAACAACAAAACAAUCAUUCGAAACCUUAGAUAAGGAGCAGUUUCCUCCAGAAAAGGCAGAAGUGGACAUUCGUUCAAAAAAUCAAAGUUUAGAUGAAGCCCUAAUGCCGAAAGUGACAAUUACAUGGAGAGAUUGUUUACAAAGAAGGGAUGUAUCAGCAGCAAUGACGUUAAUCCAUCAAGGCGUUACGCCUGACUCGUAUUCUACAUUUAAGCAAGCAAUUCAGUUGCUUUCGUCGGCGAACGAAGCUCAGAGAGAUUUGUGUAAAGUGGUAUGUGACAACAUACAGCAAUUCCGAAAAGCUGAAAACAUGUAUGUCGUUUUUGACUAUACGUCUCAAAAACCUUUGCUUGUAGCUAUACCACUAUCCGACAAUAAGGACAUAUUGGGGUACCCCUUGCUUUCAAAAGAUAAGAAUGCCAUUGGUGACGAAGAUCGAAGUGUGAGAGAAGAGGAAAUAAAAAACAAAAAACGUAUUCUAACCAGAGAGUCCGAAACAAAAAUGAACGCUGCUAUACGAAGUGCUCAAAGACGUUUUCACGAGUGGCCGAAUUUUUCAAGAAUAUCGCACAGUUUUUACAGAUCUAAAGGAUAUAACACCGAUGAAAGUAUACUGGAAGAAAAGGAAUGCAUUGUCUUGUACGUUUUUGUCAAGGGAUUGAUUCCAAUUGGUUGGGAUCCCUUUCCUAAAGAAUUUGAAGGAUAUGAAGUUGAUGUCAGAGAAUCAAUGCCCAUAAUGCUGUUCCACAAGCCAAUCAGUUCUGAGAUGUUAUGCAGUCAUUGUGGAACGCUUCAAAGUCCAGUACCUGGGCAUACUGAUGAGCUUCUUGCGAUGACUGCCGGGCACGUCUUUCUUUCUACAGAUGAAAUAGAAGACAAAACAAGACCGGUUUAUGCAAGUAGAAAGAGUAAAGGGUAUCGGCAAUUACCGGAGAAUUCAGAUAUUGAAAUUGCUUUUGGAAAUGUUCCGAUAAAUAUGGAAGGUGACGAAGCAUUUGCUGAUGUAGCAGUCGUUCAGUUAAAAACGUCUUUAGCACGAAUACUUACGGAAACACGGUGGAAUGACCUAGGUUUUAGAAGAGAUCCUAUAAUUGACUUUCAUACAGAGAAAUGUAUCGAUGUAUAUAACGGUGACAUCGUCAUGAAAUAUGGAGAAAGCACACAACUAACUCUAGGUCGAGUAAGAUGCACUUGCAAUGGGUAUAAAGAUAGACUCAAUAUGAUCGAGAUAGAACCAUAUUACAAGAAUAUGAAGUUUUCUGAGCCAGGAGAUUCGGGUGCGUAUGUGUAUGUUCUAAAUAAAGACAUUCUUGGAGAACAAACUCUGAAUGAUGAACGUUUUACUGGGGGAAAAGAUGCUUUUCUUAUAGGAAUUGUCCAAGCUGGAAAUGAAGAUACCUUUUAUUGCACAAAUAUGAUUGCAAAUCUUGUGGGAUUGCGACUAAAAACCAGGCCAACUUUCUCCUCCGAGGCUUACUUUACUGGGAAGAAAAUUGGAGAAGACGAAGGUAACGACGUUGAUGACGUCGAUGAAGAACGUAAUCAGUGGGGAUCUCAGGAUGACAGUUCGUGAUGAAGCCAACGUCGUCGGGGCGUUAUACGGAUGAAGUGUUCUUCGCAAAGGUUAUUCGAAGAGAACUGGGACAAACGAUCGCUAAUUAUACCCUGUUUAAGUUGAGCCUGUACGACUUCGAACCCAAUACUCGCAAGAUCUCCCGCCAAUUUUGCCGCACAUUAUUCCUAGAAAUCAAGAGGCAGCUUAAAGGACAUCGUUUUCAUUCCCUCCAUUAACUGCAAGUAAAGGUGUACAAUUAGAUAUCCACGUUCUGAAGGGAUUGGUAUUUGGACGAUUUUACGCUGUCGAUAAAACGCAAUGAAAAGUGUGUCUGUGCUUGUGCAAAAGACUCCAAAAAUAUGAGCGCAACGUCAAUGACGUUAUUGGCUUGCGCCGGUCGGGUUCAAUCAUAUGCCGCUAGUUCAGCGAAACAUACAUGUAUUGUUAUGAUUAUCCACAACACUUUCAAGAAGAUAUUCGUGAAUGUUUUGUAUGUAAGGUUUAUAGAUUCUGUGUGCACUAAUAUUUGAUUUAUUUGAACCCUCGUAGGUAUAUGAUUUUAGAUAUAAGCACAUAAUUGAUAUACGCGUGGUGUAAUACAAUGAAACAGUAAUUUGUUUAAUUUAUUUUUCAGUCAUGUCAAUGAAAAAAAUGUAUUUUGGAAAUGCUUUAUUUUUUUAUUUCAAAAGAGAUACUAAAAUAAGGACUUAAGUGACUUAAGUUAGGAAAUGACUUGGGAAGUUUUAUGAUACCGCCCAGUAUCAGACUAAAGGUGUUUACUUAGAAACAGCUCGUGUUACUCGUCCCAUUUAACAGGCCAACUUAUAGGCCCAGUUUUUUUAAUUUCAUUUUGGACCAUGAAUGAUUAAAGUGUCAACUUACUAUGCCUAAGUCCGGAUGAACUUAUUAUAGAAGGCAUAUGUAUUCUAAGAAAUACUAAAUCUUUACAACAUUGUUGAUAUAUUCUUGAAUAAAACUUUAUCAGUGCCAAAACUAUCUUUUUAGUUGUACACUUUUUAGUACACUCUAAAAUUUUGAAAAUAUAUAAUGUAUUAAUUCAACCAAAUAAAUAGAUAUUUAUUCAAUCCAUUAAAAACUUUCGUUCAAUUUUUGCCAUGUGAUUUCGGAGGCUAUUCAGCGGAAUUUUUAAAUAGGAACGUUUGGCUAUUGCUCAGUAGGAUUUACUAUAUGGUUCAAAACAGUUACUUUACAAACUCUCGUGAUUGUAAGUAAACACUACUCGUGCCUCGCGCUCAAAUAACUCGUUUUAUGGGUGGAGUAACUUUAACAACUUGAAAUAAAAAUAUGAAUCUCUGACACAGAGCAAUUAGAGCGUCUUCAUCACGCAGUUAUGUGUACGUCGUAGAAUAAAUGUGUGUUGUCGACUGGACAUAUGUUAAAAUUAUGAUGUGCGCAAUGCAAAUUAGUACGCUCUUUCAUGAUGAACGGUUAGAACAUCUAUGAAACACGAGGAAAGCGUUUAAUGCAACAAUUUGUCUACCAGUACACGUAUAACGAGAUAUUUCGCAAACAAUAGUUUAGACCAACUGCAACGUUGACGUGUACUGGCAGCUACGCGUACAAGUUCAAGUAGUAUUUCGUAAUUAACCACGAGCAUGCAUUAGUUGUUUUUUAUACUUAAUGUACCAUAUUCAUAUUUUGAAAUUGUUGACUAGCUUGAAAUGUACAGAUAAUCGUUUUUUCGUUGAAGUGAUUUUUAAAUUAAUUCAUUAAAUUGAUAUCAUAUGUACUUAUAUUUAUUUGUGUGAUAUAAACAUGACAAACUGUUUUGCCGUAUUUCAAUAAUGAUAAUGCGGAUGCGUCUUGAAUGUUAAUGUUUGUGUCUGUGAUAAGCAAUAUUUUUAGUCGUCUGUGUUUUUCAGCUGUGAUAAAAUCAGAAUGGUUUAUUCUUUCGUAGCUGCCUCCACCUUAACAACGUGAUUCAUUGUAGAACACGGUAUUUCUACCGUGUAUGACCUAAUCAUAAUUGUGCAUUGUUGUGUGGGCCAAUGACAAUCGAAGAUUUUUUAAAAUUAUUUGUUCCUCAAUUGUACAUACAUCGACUCUGACAAAUACACAAGAAAACACUAAAAAAAGUUAGAGUGCGAUAUUGACGAUAUACAGAAAACAGAGCGGGCUACCUCGACCUACCUUGGUGGUAAAAUAUUCUGACUGAAAUAUAUUCUUUGAAACUGUUUUUGAUGCAUUCUUCAGAAUCAAUUUAGGUGAAAUUUAUAAACAGAGAAUUUAAAAAUCCCCGACUGCCAUUGGUCCACACAACAAUGCAAACACCAAGUGUAUGCUUCAUUUUGUUUAAAUUUAACUUGAUGCAUUUUUUAUUAUCAUGUUAUGAUUAAAACAAAACAAAACAAAUGAUUUUUGUACAGAUAAAAAGUAUUAGCCUUUUUAAAUGGUUUUCUAAUUAAAAGCACCGUUGCCAUAACUUCCCCUAUAAAAAAACGACAACACAUCGCCAUUUUUGUUAGGUCUUUUUAACAUUUUUAACAAGUGUUUCAUUAAAGUACCUUUAAACGCUUUUACAAUAUUAAGUAUGAUGGAAGUCUAUUAUGAAAGAAAAAAGAGAGAGAAAAAAUCGGUUCUAUAAUCUGUACAGAGAUACAUAUGUAACCUGGAUAAUGAAUUAUGUAUUUGCCUCUUUAUUUAAGCUAUUUUACAUUUGUGUUUUUACUUUGUUGUUAUAUUUAUUUAC
Molecule: messenger RNA, 4829 nt
Organism: Mya arenaria
Lineage: Eukaryota; Metazoa; Mollusca; Bivalvia; Myida; Myidae
Exons: 7
Coding region: 311-2137 (608 amino acids)
Source: RefSeq, a predicted model, not a curated record